CAAAGUGUGAUCGACUAUUGAAACGCAAAUUAAUAAACAAUAUGAAUAAACUGGUCGUCUUAGUUUCUUUGGCUGUGAUGGCAUCCGGCGCUCGACUGGAUCACUUGGUGCAGGGAGGUUACAGCGGUGGUAACGGUGGCGGUGCGCCUUUCCAUUUCGAGAAUGUCAACAACGGCGACGGGAAUUAUCGCUUCAGUUAUGACACUCCAACUGGAAUAUCAGCGCACGAGAGUGGAUCUCCUCGCGCUGCUGGUUCAGAGGGCCCCGCAGUCACUGCUGAGGGUGGUUUCUCCUACCGUGCACCCGAUGGUCAACAAAUAUCCCUCACCUACACUGCUGACGAAAACGGCUUUCACCCCACGGGCUCACAUCUGCCCACACCCCCUCCAAUUCCAGAAGCUAUUCUUCGAUCUCUUGAGUACAACAGACAGCACCCUUCAAGCGAAGGUUCUUACAAUGGACGUCGCAGCAGCUACUACUAAGCUCUUGCAGGACAUCUGAACGCCAGUACCUCAAUAUACCAUGGACUGUGAUAAUCGAAAAACUGUGUUAAAACGAUUUAUUUAUACAGCA
Messenger RNA from Nymphalis io (European peacock), 573 nucleotides. RefSeq names its product pupal cuticle protein 20-like. Gene Ontology annotation, cellular component: chitin-based extracellular matrix. The record is from RefSeq and is a predicted model, not a curated record. Bases 42 to 482 code for a protein of 146 amino acids. NCBI's taxonomy places the organism in Eukaryota, Metazoa, Arthropoda, Insecta, Lepidoptera, Nymphalidae. The transcript has 4 exons. Gene Ontology annotation, molecular function: structural constituent of chitin-based larval cuticle.